Phlebotomus argentipes is the source of this 1211-nucleotide messenger RNA. Its product is annotated as inhibitor of growth protein 5. The coding region runs from base 98 to 1159 and encodes 353 amino acids. Gene Ontology annotation, cellular component: nucleus. The record is from RefSeq and is a predicted model, not a curated record. Lineage: Eukaryota; Metazoa; Arthropoda; Insecta; Diptera; Psychodidae. The transcript has 4 exons. Gene Ontology annotation, biological process: positive regulation of DNA-templated transcription.
UUUCUGACAGCAUUACUGCGUUGGUUCCGCGUCUUUUGGAUUUCUUUUUCGUGGUCACGAUUUUCCAGCAGCAAUUUCCGCGGGAAGCAGCGCGAAAAUGCUGAAUCAGGUCGCCGUGGAGGCGCUGUAUUCAGCUACCUACGUGGAGAACUAUUUGGACUCAGUGGAGAACCUCCCGGACGACGUGCAGAAGUAUCUGUCGCGAAUCCGGGAGAUUGACGUGCAAUUCCGAGCCCAUCUACGUGAUUCUGACUACUACUAUGAGCAGUGGUCAAACUGCUCCACCAGCGAACUGGAGUCUGCCAAUGCCAAGAGAUCUCGUGCCAUGGCAAGGAUUCAGCAGAGCUUCAUUGCCUCCCAGGAGCUUGGGGAUGAGAAGCUGCAGAUUGUAACGCAACUUCAGGAGCUGAUUGACCAGAAAACACGUCAGCUGGAGCACGAUUUCAAGAAUCUAGACUACGGAAAAGACGACCCAAUUAAUGAUACCGUGGUGAAGGAGCCUUGCAGGAUACCCAGUCCUACGAUGAAUCUUAGCAUUUCGGGGCUCACCACAGCUCAGCAAAUGUUUGUGGCAUCGCCUGUGGCAGCCAGUAUCUCAGGAUCCAGCUCCACAGCCAUUCGGGAGAGCUUCAGUGGGUCCAACAGUAACGGGGAGCGUGCCUCCAAACGCGCCAGACGCACCAGGGCAGACACACUGGUGGGCGCAGCUGAUACCUCCGUCUCUGACAAUAAUCUCAGCACAAGUGACGCGGUUCCGGCGAAGCAGAGCAGCAGCACUGCCCAGAACGCUGGAGCUGUGCAGAAGAAAGGCGCCGGACAAGCUGGGAAGAAGAAAAAGCGCAAAGCCAGGGGCACUCAAGGUGGCAACAAUCAGACUCGCGAUCGUGAUGACACUCCACCUCCGGAAGAGCCCAUUGACCCAGAUGAGCCCACGUACUGCCUCUGCGAUCAGAUUUCAUUCGGUGAGAUGAUCCUCUGUGACAACGAUCUCUGCCCAAUCGAGUGGUUCCACUUCUCCUGUGUAUCUCUCAUGUCCAAGCCGAAGGGCAAAUGGUACUGUCCCAACUGCCGUGGCGAUCGACCCAACGUGAUGAAGCCGAAGGCGCAAUUCCUCAAGGAACUGGAGCGCUACAACAAGGAGAAGGAGGAGAAAACAUAAGCUCCAGCGAUCGCUUCUUUUACAAUAUAAUUUAUUUCAGUGUCAUCUACAA